This is a messenger RNA of Phytophthora megakarya, 1143 nucleotides long. NCBI's taxonomy places the organism in Eukaryota, Oomycota, Peronosporomycetes, Peronosporales, Peronosporaceae. The record is from the annotation of a GenBank genome assembly.
AUGGAUUUCGUGACACCCAUGCCGAAGUCAGAGCGGGGAAAUACUUUCUUGCUCUUAUUCCAAGAUAUGUUCUCAGGAUUCGUGAUGUGUAAACCAAUCUCUUCCACGACAGCCCAGGAUGUAGCCGAAGCAUAUGAGGAACGGGUGUUCAGGAUGUUCGGUGCUUCAGAAAUGAUCCGCCACGAUCAGGACCCAAGAUUCAUGAGUGAAGUUUUCACUCGAUUCAGGGAACUCCUGGGCAGUCGUCAGAGAUCCACCCUGAGUUACCGACCCCAAGCGAAUGGACAACAAGAACGUUCUGUUCAGACUGUUAUCUGGAGCGUGCGAGCAUAUGUUGCCGAGGCAGACCAGUCAGAUUGGGAUGAUCAUGCCGAGCGACUGAUGUUCGCCCUGAACACCUCGUUUGACGCGACCCGCCUGGACACACCAUUCUACCUAGUCCAUGAUUGGGAUGCUCAAGGCACCGUAUCUUCCAUGCUGGGGUCUAAGCCGUCCAGCCUUCCAGAACGGACCGCGUAUGAAUGGAGGAGAAAGUUCCAACGUGACUAUGGUUAUGCACGAGCAUGUGCCCAGGACUUACAGAAGAAAGCGAAACGCCUGAGAUCAGAAGCUCAGACCCGGAAGUGGAGAGAACUUUCAGAACGUCUGAAGUCUGGAUUCGAAAGGGGCGACGCAGUGUGGUUGUAUAUACCCAAAGUGCAAUCAGGGCUGAGUCGCAAGUUGGCACACCUGUGGCAUGGUCCUUUCAGAAUUGACGAAGGUGAAGUUGAAAAUCGACGGAACUGGAUAUCGCGUGAAUCCCUGGGUACACGUAAGUCGUCUGAAGCCACAAUCGAUGAAAUCACCCUGUAUGAAAAUGAUGACCUGGAAGCGGAAUUGCUGCCUGAAGACAGUUGGGAAGCAAACAACCAGGAUGGUGAGUACGAAGGGGAACAAAUCCUGGAUCUUCGAUGGAAUAAACGCACCCGCACAUCCAGGAGGACGAGAGAGUAUCUUGUCAAGUGGAAGGGGUACGUCGAUCCCGAAUGGAUACUACUGUCGCAACUCAACUGUGGAGCCCUGUUGUAUGAAUUCAACCAAGGCGACAGAGCCAGAGCACGCUUCAGGGCGAUGCAGGCUGGUGACGACCAUCCCCGAAUCUAG